ACAUGUCUGUCCAAUUUACGAGUAUGGCUGUCUAAAAACACCGUCGCCGUGACGGGUUGGGCCAUUGCCAUUCUUGGCCUGCUCUUUGCUGCUACCUCCUUGGGACCAGGUUUCGAGAGUCAAAACUUGUCCAAGCAGGCUCUAGAGUUGGCCCAGUGGACGGCUCUGAAAGACUAUAUCGCGCAAUGCCAGAGUGCUGCGGACUCUGGAGUUAUAAAGCCAGAGUGCGACGAAGCUUUGGCUUCAACUCUGCCACCACCUCCACAUGUUAACUUCGAAUCACCUGGUACCGAUAGAUCGCUCAUUCCGAGAGCUUCCCCCAAGCUUUUCUAUUGGCACGAAACAUGUUCUCCUUCGGCAACACGAGGGAAGCCAUGGUCAUCAGACAUGAUUGUUAUGGUCCUGCUGCUGGUUUUGUCACCCAUCUUGGUAUACUUGGAGCGCACCCGAAAGAGUCUCAAUCGGAUGGAUGAGGAGACGGUUUUCGUUGAGUCGCCAAAUGUUCCGCGAUGGAGUUUCUUCAAGCGGCUGAAAGUCAUA
Molecule: messenger RNA, 540 nt
Organism: Clonostachys byssicola
Lineage: Eukaryota; Fungi; Ascomycota; Sordariomycetes; Hypocreales; Bionectriaceae
Source: the annotation of a GenBank genome assembly